Molecule: messenger RNA, 1434 nt
Organism: Lecanosticta acicola
Lineage: Eukaryota; Fungi; Ascomycota; Dothideomycetes; Mycosphaerellales; Mycosphaerellaceae
Source: the annotation of a GenBank genome assembly
AUGACCUUGACUGGGCGAGCCUACGCGCUCGCGUCCUAUGCUGGAUCGUUCGCAUGGCCGCCACUGCUCUCGUUUUCCCGAGGAGCCAUUCUUACCUUGCUUCGCAACAUCCAAGUGGGAUCGCUCCACAUCACAGACACCGACGGAUCGAUCACGAUAUGUGGGAGUGUGAAUCGCGUAGCGGACCAUCUCGACAAUGGCGAAAGCGAGAAAUCCGUCUACUCCGUACCACACGCCGAGCUCAAAGUUCUCAAUGAUCUCUUCUGGGUCCGCCUGCUCCUCUUCGCAGACAUGGGCUUCGCAGAAUCGUACAUGCUGGGAGAAGUCUCUUGUCCCGACCUCACAGCCUUCUUCAAGCUCUUCAUCGUCAACAAAGCGCACCUGAGCAACGGCACCACCGCUUCCUCCAACGUGGCCGGCAAGGUCUCGUACCUCCUCCGCAAGACAAACACCCUCCAGAACGCUCGCCUCAACAUCUCCGCGCACUACGACAUCUCCAACGACAUGUUCGCCGCCUUCCUCAGCCCCGACAUGACCUACAGCUGUCCCAUCUGGCUCCCCAAAUCCGACCCGCAGGCCUCGCAGGAGACGUUGGAGGGCGCACAAUCCCGCAAGCUGAACCGCUUCAUCCAGAACGCACACAUCAAGGGCACAGAUCACGUCCUCGAGAUCGGCACGGGCUGGGGCAGUUUCGCCAUUUUGGCGGUGGAAAAGACGGGCUGUCGCGUCACCUCCCUCACCCUGUCCGCGGAGCAGAAGAAACUGGCCGAAGACCGCAUCGCCGCCGCGGGCUACCAGGACAAGAUCCGAGUCCUCCUCUGCGACUACCGCAGCCUCCCGAUCCCCAGCGAAGAAGGCGAGAAAUACGACAAGAUCGUCUCGAUCGAAAUGCUCGAGGCGGUCGGGGCGGAAUUUCUGGAAACGUACUUCCGCUGCGUCGACCGGCUGCUGAAGCGCGAGGGCGGCAUUGCCGUUUUCCAAUGCAUCACCAUCCCCGAGAGUCGGUAUGCCGUCUACGCCACCACGGACGACUUCAUCCGCCGCUACAUCUUCCCCGGCGGCCACCUGCCCACCACCACGCAACUCCUCGCCGCCAUCCGCUCCGGCUCCUCGGAUCCCAAAAAGCACAUCGAACCGCGCCUCAUCCCCGAAAGCGUCGAAAACAUCGGACCCCACUAUUCCAAGACUUUGAGACUAUGGCGGCAGAGUUUCAUGCAGCAUUUCGCGCUCAAGAUCAAGCCGGCGCUGCUGAGCGAGUUCCGCAAGCGCGAGGGGAAGCGCAUGUCCGAGGAGGAGGUGGAGGUGUUCCGGCGGAAAUGGGAGUAUUAUUUUGCGUAUUGCGAGGCCGGGUUUCAGACCAAGACGCUGGGGGAUGUGAUUGUUACGGUGGGCAGGGAGGGGGCCGUGGAGAUGAUGGAGGAUGUGCCGUUGUAA